Molecule: messenger RNA, 1278 nt
Organism: Geodia barretti
Lineage: Eukaryota; Metazoa; Porifera; Demospongiae; Tetractinellida; Geodiidae
Source: the annotation of a GenBank genome assembly
AUGCGCGUCUUCCCGCUCUCCAACUGGACGGAGCUGGACAUCUGGCGCUACAUAGCCGAGGAGAACAUCGACCUGCCGGAAAUCUACUACGGUCACCAGCGCGAGCAUGGACCUCUCCGCAUCGCCACCGCCGGAUCCGUGGACGACGGCAAGAGCACGCUCAUCGGUCGUCUGCUGUAUGACUCGAAGGCCCUCGACGACGACGUACUCGCCGCCGUCGAGGAUGCCAGCCGGCGCCAACACGGCGACUACGUGAACCUCGCUCUCGUCACGGACGGCCUCCGCGCCGAACGGGAGCAGGGCGUCACGAUCGACGUUGCCUACCGCUACUUCUCCACUCCAACGCGCAAAUUCAUUCUGGCAGACACGCCAGGGCACGUGCAGUACACGCGCAACAUGGUCACCGGGGCGUCCACCGCCGAGGCGGUGCUCAUCAUGAUUGAUGCGCGCAACGGCGUUGUGGAGCAAUCACGCCGCCACGCCGUAAUCGCCUCGUUGUUGGGCAUCGAUCGCAUCGUCGUUUGCGUCAACAAGAUGGACCUCGUUGGCUAUGAGGAGCGGGCCUACGAAGCAGUCCGUUCCAAAUUCACUCCACUUGUGGCGCGGCUCGAUGUGGACGAUGCGACCUUCAUCCCCAUGUCGGCGCUCAACGGCGACAACGUGGUCGAGCCGUCGGCGAACAUGCCCUUGGAGUACCACGACUACCGUGGCUAUGCGGGGAGCGUCGCGUCGGGUGUCCUGCGCGUGGGCCAGCGAGUGCGCAUCGUGCCCUCCGGCGUGGAGAGCGUCAUCACGACCAUCGAAGCGCCUUGGGGCGCCGUGGAGGAGGCGCGCGCUCCCGACGCCGUGACCGUCCAGAUUGCCGACGACCUCGACGUUACUCGCGGGGAGAUGAUCUGUGGAGCGGACGACUGGCCGGCGAUGGCCCAGGAUCUCGAUGCAGUCGUUUGCUGGAUGGACGAGCGCACCGCGCUUCGUGCCGGUAAUGUGUACCGUAUCAAGCACACCACGCGAUCGGCGAAGGCAGUGGUCACCGACCUCGUGUCGUUGUUCAGCAUCACGUCGCUCACCGGCGAAACGGAUUCUGAUUUGCUGUGGCUAAACGAGAUCGGCCACGUCAAGCUCAGGGUCAGCGCACCGCUGGCGGUCGACGACUACACCAGCAACCGCGUCACCGGCAGUUUCAUCCUCAUCGACGAAGGAACCAACGCCACCGUCGCUGCGGGAAUGAUUGGCGAGCCUGGAUUCGCGUUCUCCGUUCCCACGGGACACCGCUAG